Amborella trichopoda is the source of this 946-nucleotide messenger RNA. RefSeq names its product Single hybrid motif superfamily protein. The record is from RefSeq and is a predicted model, not a curated record. Gene Ontology annotation, biological process: protein lipoylation; glycine decarboxylation via glycine cleavage system. NCBI's taxonomy places the organism in Eukaryota, Viridiplantae, Streptophyta, Magnoliopsida, Amborellales, Amborellaceae. Gene Ontology annotation, cellular component: cytoplasm; mitochondrion; glycine cleavage complex.
AAAAUUGGGUAUAAAAUACGGAACUGAAAAGAUUCACCAACCCCCUUGCUCCACCAGCAAUCCAUUUGCCGCUGGAACAUUGAGCCAACCAUCAUGGCAUCUUCCGCACAACGCAAAAACAAACCCUAGAAACACCAACCACUGAGAGGAAGAGAGCGAUCCUUUGAUCUGUUUGAGAUCUGAGUAGAGUCAUCCAUGGCUUCCAGGCUCUGGGGUUCAAGGGCCGCUUCAUACUUAAGGAUCUCUAUUAAACCUAGUUUCAAUUUUUACAGGCCUUUCUCUUCUGUAUUGAAAGAUUUGAAGUAUGCUGAUACUCACGAAUGGGUAAAGGUUGAUGGCUCUUCUGCUACUGUUGGAAUUACUGAUCAUGCUCAGGACCACUUGGGAGAUGUUGUUUAUGUUGAAUUGCCUGAAGUUGGAGCAACUGUGACAAAAGGUGACAGUUUUGGAGCAGUAGAGAGUGUUAAGGCGACCAGUGAUGUUAACUCACCUGUUUCGGGGAAAGUAGUGGAAGUCAACGGCGAACUCAGCAGCUCUCCUGGUCUGGUUAAUGCAAGCCCUUACGAAGAGGGGUGGAUCAUAAAGGUGGAGAUGAGCGAUCCAGGUGAGGUGAGCUCCCUAAUGGGUGCGGAUCAGUACACUCAGUUCUGUGAAGAGGAAGAUAAUAAGCAUUGAAAUUAAGCGUGCUCGUAUUAUCGUGCUUGCUGCUAAAUUUGAUAGGGUUUCCUUUUGCGGCUUGAGUUAAAAGUUUUGAAUGAUCCUCUUAUCCCAAUUUUGGUGGGCAUCGCAUGCGUGCCUCCAUAUUUCCGGAGUUUCAAAUAAAAUUUGUUUCGCAUUUCUGGAAUUGUUAGCUCUUCUGGAUUGUCAUUGUAAUUGAACUAUUCAUUUAUGAGGUGCUUCUGUGUGUUUAAUUUGCCAAAAUAAUCCGCAGUGACAUUUUUUUUUA